Messenger RNA from Amoebophrya sp. A120, 6261 nucleotides. NCBI's taxonomy places the organism in Eukaryota, Dinophyceae, Syndiniales, Amoebophryaceae. The record is from the annotation of a GenBank genome assembly.
CCCGCGUGAACCCGGCGGAAAAAAAGGAGCAAAAGCGACCACGGCGACGUCUGGGGCAUCCAAGAACCUCACUCGACCUGUCACCGUAGCACCCAGCAUGGCCGCCCGCCGGGUGCCGGACUCCAUGCGGACGAGCGCGGAGGACCGGGAACAAGGAACACUUGGGAGUAGAAUGAUGAUGUCUUCCCGAGGACCGGUAACUGAUAUUAACGACGCUGCACAACAACCACCAAAUAACGGCCGUGGACAACCUUUCUCAUCUGCUAAAGCCGCAAGUAGCAGCAGUGCGGACAAGACAAACGACGCCAACAGAAGAACGCCGACGCCGAAGCAGGGAGACCAACGAAACGGACUGACUAUGCAUUGCAAAUGCAAAAGCAUCGUACUAGUAGAAAGCGCAUGACAAAUUCGUUCAGCAUGACAAAUGGAAUUUGUCAUGCUGUUUUCCCUUGGGAUGGAAGUUUGUAAUGCAUGAUUGCGAUAAUUACUACGAGUGCGAUACUUUUAUUUUUGCACAGGAUACUGACUUUCAUGUACGGGAAAUGGGUGGACAUGGAACGCUCGCUGGUCAAGGAUGUGUUCCCCCCCGAAGUCGUACAAGAAGUGCAGGACCAGCUGAACGCUUACCGGGCGGAAAGAGUAUCCUGUGCAAAAGUAUCGUACUCGUAGAAAUUGCAUAUGCAUUACAAAUUUUUUUCUCAAGGUGAAUCCGCAUUACAAAUUUUAUUUCUCAUGCUGAGAAAAUUUGUAAUGCAUUCAUACGAGUACGAUACUUUUGCAAUUCAUAAAGAGCCGCCACGGACCACUCCUACGCACAGGAGCUGCGGGAGCGCGAGCGGAUCCAGGGGACAUUGUGGCAGAAGAGGUACCAGGAGCUAGAGGAAGAUUUCAAAACCCUGGACCUCGUGGCAAAAACCGAUCUUCGAGAAUUGCCAUUGAAGGUGGGACAGGCCGCCAAAUUGCAGGAGGGUAACCGAAGCAUCAAAGGCAGGGAACAACAACAAGAUUGGACCAUUUUCUGUCCGGAUAGCGAGACCCGGAAUCGGUGUCUCACCUAUCACACCCUGUUCGUCGACGCGCCCGCACUGCGUGGCAUACCAGACGAGAAGUGGCGGGUGCCGGGACAGCCGGGCUAUUUGGUUCCCAAGGGGAUGGCCGGGCGGCGCAUGAACAGCAGGGACGAGGAUGUGUAUGGACCGGAAGGAACUUCUACUACGAGUGUAAUAUUAAAGCAGCCACAACUGGAUGGGAAUGAUCGCGAGAAAAGGAGCAGCAACGAACAAGACGAGGAAGCGCAGAUAAACCCUGUUGACAACUUCAACUUCUCGCAGGUCCAGCUGACCGACUUGAAGGCGCUGAAGGUGAAGUUCACAGACUGGGCGCGGUGGGCGGUAAACAGCGGAGCCUGGACCAUGACCAGGAGGGGAAAAAAACUGGCGUCGUUCGAAGAAGCGAUCAAAAAGGAUAGAAAGACAAAGCCGGUAUGAAAUAAAAACGAAAUUUGGUCGUGGUCGUGUGUGUGUAUUGCUGUGUCUGUUUAUGUAUGAUGAAUUCUCGACAUUGCAACACUUCAUUAUGUGAUUCGACCACGACAAGAAUCUAAUGCUUCGUGGUGUUGCGGUCUAAUAAGGUGUGCAAGAAGAUGAUGAAAGACAAAGAGUAUAGAGAGAGAGACGACCUGAUGUCAUGUGUGACUCGAAUCCUGAGUGUGGUUCUUUGUCAUGCUUGCAUUUAUUGCGAGUAGGGGACAACUUCGACUUCCUGAUACGACACAGACAGACCCUGCUUUCGAUUCCAUACAACCCGGCAGCUCCUACAAAUCAUAAUAUGAUGGAAGUCGACGACCAGUACCAGCAGCAGGGAGCGGAAAAUGAAACUAAAGCCGCUGAGCACGACACAAAUGCUCUAGCUCAUGUUCAUCCAGAGGACCUCCACCCCACAAGAAGGACAAGAGCUGUCCUGGGCGGGCAAGGACUAGAAAAUGAAAACAUGCAGAAAGAAAAUCAGGAACAAAGACUGACAGCAGCGUCUUCAUCCAAAGGGGACAUUUAUUCUUCCGACGAAGACGAGAGUCUGCCUCUGUGGCCUCCCCGGUACCUGCGUUACUCGUCUGAGGAGGAGGAUUUAGAUUUUACAAGCGAGGAGGAGACCUCCUCCGGUAGUGACGGGGACGAAAUCUUCAGCGACGGGGAGGAAACGAGUAGCGACGAAGAACCUGCCGGGGAAGAGAAUCAGGAUAUUGAGCAGGCCGAUGUGGAAAUGAAUAUUGACCCGGCGGCACAACCACAAGAUACGAAGGUUCAAGACAGUACUUCCGCUUUUGUCUACAUUCGGAACAAAACCACGGGGAAGACGAAGGUGAUAAAGCGCGGGGACCUUCACAAGUAUUGUCCGAACUACAUAGAAGAUCAUAGAAAGAUGUUGACUCGAGGUGAAACUGCAGCUGCCGUGAAGAAGCCGAGGCCAACACGCGAAGAGGUUGUUGAGGCUGCAAAACGCGAGAGAGCGAAGCGGGAACAGGAGCUAACCUAUCAAAUGUAAAAAUGUCUGGGUCUGGAAGAUUGCGAGAUUUGUCAUGCAUAUUUCGGAUCACGCAAAUGGCGUCUGAUGCAGGCGAAAGCAUCACAGGCUUGAUGCACGCCUCAUGAUGCCUGUCCCGCAUGAGAAACUUCCUACUUGCGUGCCAAGAAAUGGACAGCUUUUGGCGCUCAUGCAACACAAAUUUUUGUGUGUUCCAGAGUUUGCAUCACAAGUUCCAACCCUUCCAGACCCAGACACUUUUACAUUUGAUAUAACACGGCAGCAGCGGAUGUUCGCGAUUUUUCAAAACAUGUAUGAAACUGCACAACUUUCCAGCCUUCCUUUCAACAUUUGUCAUGCAAAAUACCGAAUCCACGUGACGUCCACCUCUUGCCUCUAAAAUAUUCUGCGCAUGACAAGUUUUGAAUGCCCGAACAGAACUACGAUCCAUGUCCGGAUUGGUCAUGCAAAAGCUACACCUGUGGGCAGCUUGUGAUGCUGCUCAUGCUCUACAAAACAGGGGGACGAGGGGGACGGGAUGUGCAGUCUGAUAACAUGCAGAGUGUGGAACAGGAUUGCGCACAGUGCGUGGAGAACACGCAGCUCUUCACGAAGGUCCCGCUGGCACAGUUACUCGUCGCGCAGGAGCGGCUGGCGGGAACGGAAAAAUUACCAAACAACACGGUGGUGAACCAAUUUGGGAGCUACGUGAAAAACGACGACCCGGGAAAGCGGAGUUUGCAGGACAGACAGCGGACAGCACAGGAAAAAGUGCUCCCGUUGCCGUAUGAUUUGUCGCAGCGGCACUUGGACGCGCAGCUGCACGACCGCAACCGGGAACGCUGGAAACCGACCUACUGGUCUUUGGAUGAGAUUCACGAGAAGGCAGCGAGAUUUACGGAGAAAGUGGUAGAGGUGGAAAUGGAACAAGUAGUAGAUGCAGGACGAAAGAAUCAAGUUCAAGGUGGACCACCUCCUCGUCCUGUGGAGGACCACAUGAACAAUAAAUCUCGUGCAGCUCAUCUCCUGUCGGACGGAGAGCAUUCACGUUCUGCGACUUCGGCUGCCAACCGCCACAUCGUCGCGGGAGACACGGGACGACGGGGCUUGCUGUCAAGAAGUGACGCAGUAUCCAAGGGGAGAAACGUGUCUUAGUGAUAGAAUUUGAAGUCAAUGAUCUAUAAGUAGAUGCACAGUUCAUCGCAUUGAUGCCCCAGGAGACCACGAACGAUUACGAUUAGUAGGGGCCAGGCUCCUCGUUGCACCGUGGCCCGCACGGUCAUUUGCGAUGUCAGAAUUAUAGGAACACGGCACGAACGAAAUAAGCAAGACACGACUUUUUUCUGUAAUAUACAGGGAAUAAAGGUGACCAGUGUCAAGAUCAACUUGUACGAAACGGUAAAGAGAACGACGACGACGACGGGAAGAUCUUACCAGGUGGCACCACCUGCGUGCGCAAACUCUUUCCCUUCUACCACACCUUCGAAAUAUCCGUCGACCCCGUUUCAUCUGGGAAGAAGAAGUUCCUUCCUGUAGUCGAGAACCUGAUCGAUGAAAACACCUACGACAGCCAGCGGAACCGCGGCGCCAAGAACGCGAGAAUCGUCCGCGUUUUCGAGCGGAACUAUUUUACGAAGGCGUUUCUGUGGGAUGUGCGGAUGGAAGACUUGGCUGCGUCGUGUACUUCGGCAACAACAUCGGGGAUGACGAUGGACCACGACAGUCGUGUCCGAAAUAAUGGGUCAUCCAGCAGUCGUUCUUCAACAGCCUUUGCGUUGAGUGCUGCACUGGGCAACGGAACAGGUGGACCUAACACGUCACCAACAACUUCCGGACGUCGGAUCACCGCAAACUCUUUGCCGGACCGGGAGCGCAGACUCAGUGAGUACCCGGAAAACCUCCCCGCGGGUCCCCCUUUAUGACGCGCUCAGGUGUUACAAUGUCAAUCGUUGCAAUAGAAUAUGGAAAUCUGUGAUGCAAGAGUGCAUGAUAUAGCCAACUUUCAUAGGAUCGCGCAGGACAAGUUCCGGCGCCCCAAACCCCACUGCAAUUAUCUGGCGAAAUUUGUAUUUCAGAAAGUGGAACGCCCUGCGAGUCUGUCAUGCUCAUCCCGCAAGACAAACCUCAGUUUCUGUGGUAACCGAUCUGAGAUUGUAACGCCUGAGCGAGUUAUACCCUUCGCCGGUGUUUUCUCCCGGCCCCAUCAAGUUUGAUCCACCUCCCAAACGACCGCCGUGUAGUACGAGCUGCAAGAACCCCAGCACCCCCGCAAGAACAGAUUCCUACAACAAAAAACACCUGGAACACGACCUUGCGGACGACCCGGGGUUUACGAAUGGGAUUCUUCCCCCUGAGUAUUUCGAGGAAGACGAGAAACAACUGCCGUGUGGGGCUCCCUUUAUACCUAUUAGGAACAAGGACGGCACGAUAUUAUUGCGACAGACACGACAAAACGUGCAUCCGAGCUGCAGCCGCGAGGAGGAAGAGAACAGCCACCAUCAGCAGCCUCGCCCAGCAGAAGAUGCGACUUCGGGAGGAGGGGAAGAAGAAGUGCUGCGCUUGGUUGACUGUCGGGGAAAUGACGUAGUUCGCGCCUGGGAUGACGAUUUCAUGCACUUCGAAGACCUGCCUCCCGAGGCACAGGAGCUGGUUCCCAUGCCGGAGAUUCUUUUUGCUUCGCUGGGUCGUGGAAAUAAGAGAAAGCGACGCAGAAGUGGGGCGUCAUCUCCUUCUUCGUCCGAAGAGCGCUCGUUCUCGUCGGAUCGCAGUAGCUGUAGUAGUGGUUCCGAGAGGAUGGAGCAGAAGAUCAGGAAGAAAAAACACAACUACACAAUUGACAAACUUCCGAAGUUUGUGUUGCCAGACCACAUGAAGAUUCGCGAGUUCGGAAAAUUGAAGGGCCAGUUUGGGUAUGAAAUUCGAAAAAUCAUACGUCGGAUGGGUUUCAGGACUGAGAAAACCAAAAGAAAAAGAACCUGUAGGUACUUCCUACUCGUCGUGCAGUUUGUCGUGCAUCAAGGGGUCGCUCGGCCCGCGCACCUUUGCAGAGCCUGGCGAGGAGCGCCGUUCUUCCAUCUGGUAUAUAUAAUUGUGCACCAUAAACAAGCAAAAGCAAUGCUGCUCGUGCAUGAUGCUCGGAGGUGCUCAUAUGUCGGUGUGAAUGAAAAACAGAAGUUGAUAAAUCCGGGUCAUUCUUGUUUUGCAGACUUGGAAGCAGCAGGCAAGCAAUGAGCUUUUUCUUGUCUCAGCAUAAAAAGUUAUUCAACUUCCAGUUUUCUGUCCGAGACGAACCUCCCCGCCGUGUUUGUGAUGCAUAUCGACCCAGCACCACCUUCGGCUUCCUCCUCGGCAGCCUCUGCCGGUGGGAACGCGUGCGGAUGGGAGAGGAGAUCGGACGUACUGUUUCGUAGUGGUACGAAGCAAAGUAGUUGUAGUACAUCGUCAGGGGCGGGUCUCAAUUUUCCAAACAACCGGCCGCGGCGGUGAAGCAGGUUGCGACCUCAUCAAAGUCAGGCUUUUUACGAUGUCCGAUACAAAACAUUCUCGGCUCCUGCAAGUGCCUAUGUCGUGACAAGCACCAGUUUACAACGAACAGCACAGGUGCCCGAAGAUGCGUCCUGUGAUGCGUGAACCCCCCGUGGUGCAAUAACUUGUAAACAAAUUAAGUGCGAUGCGAGGGCAAUCAUAUGCUCUUUUUAUUUUCAGCAGAUCAAGAAGUCUCGAAGAGAAGUAGAUUGACAU